AUGACAGCCAAGUACGAAAGGAAGUCAUGCGGAAUUCCAGGAGUCGAAUAUGAUUUGAAAUACGUGCAGAUGCUAGACCAAAAACCGGCGUCCUUGGCCGGUGCUCUGGCUCUUCCCUCCACGGAUAAGCUGUGGGCGUUGUAUCUCGACGAUGUCGACACGAAGAACGUGAUCAAGGAUUGGAUUGCCUACCGGGCAAAUUCAUUCGACCACCAAGGUAUUAAGAGUGGUAAACUGAUUCUCCGGAUGUCGGCGAUUUUGACCUGCGCAUUCAACCCAGCGUUCCAUAUCGUCAUGACCGCUUCGAACCGCCCGCGAGUCGGAGUCCAGAAUGUCACAGAAGAUACAUUGGCCCCGUUGACGUGCCUUUGGUACGUUCUGAAGCUCAUACAGGCAAAACCGACACUUUUCCCACGAUCAACUGUGGGUGCUGGCCCACUACAGCUAGACCCAUACGAUGUACUCCAGGGCUGGAAGUUGCUUUCCUUAUUCACGUUAAUGUCGAAUACGCAAAGGAUACCGAGCACGGCACGACGCCAUAAAGCUACAGCUCCUGUUUAUCAUCGCCAGUCAAAUGAGGAAACACCAUCUACCCAACAGUCAGCAACGGCGCAAGAGCCAGAAAUAGACGAGAGUGUUCCGCAAACCAGUGACGAGAUUUUUGGGCUCACGACAGAAGACUUGACAACAUUUCACGACGAGUUAAACGAGAGCUCGCGUCGAGACAGAGACAACGAGAGCAACAAAGAUGGCCCCGAACGGAAUGUCAUCCACGAAGUUUCAUCCGGCAUCAGCGCAGCGCUUUGUUAUAGGUUUGAAAAAGGCAUUAUCCGCCCUCAGAUGCCGGAAAAGCACCGAUUAUUACUGAUAGACUAUCUGGUGAAGAGUGACAACUUCAGUCAGACCUGUAUCUUAUAUGAGCCGAAAGAGACCAGUAUCUCGGAGCAGCUGAGCUCUGACGGGGUGCUCGCGCGCCUCAUGGCUAACUCGGAGCCUGCGAUGGACUGGAAUCCAACUGACAUGGAAAGACAUGGUAUAGUCUCGGCACAGGCACCUGGUUUUCAACAAGCCUGUGCCACCCUGGGAUUAGACCCGAAAAGGCCGGUGAUUCCUCCAGGGCAUGCAUUCAUUGAGCCAACUAUGCUCAAGCCCUUGCAAAUGACGGGACUGGCUUGGAUGUUGCAGCAGGAGGAAUCCCCAAUAAAGGGUGGUAUUCUUGCGGAUGCAAGAGAAUUGGGGACGAUAUUGAUAUCACUUGCUUUGGUCUGGUUUGCUAGCCAGCGAGCAUCUCAACUGGUUGGGUAUUUCCACCGACCCACUCUGGUGGUAUGCCCCCCUAAACUAAUAGACGCCUGGCAGGAGGAGGUGCAUAAGCAGUUUAGUGACAAGCUGGACAUAAUUAUGUUUUAUGGGUUGGGCGAGCCGAGACCGAAUCUAUGGUGGAAGUGUCAGACAGUGAAUACGUUGGCAGAGCUACGUGAGACACUCUCAAGUCUUGAUUCUGAUAGUGCAGACACAUCCCGGACAAUUGUGUUGACGACAUACGAAACGUGGGCUCAGCUAACCACUCAUAAAAUCGAUUGCAUAAAUGAGCAAGGAAACGGGGGUGUUCAGAAAGGCACGAACGAAUACGCCAGUGGUGACCAAGACGAGAAGCUAGAGAAAACUGACCAGGCGACUAACACGUUGAGAGAUGCCCAAGAAAAAGCCGACGAGGAUACCAGUUCUAUCGGGAAGCGAGUAAUCCAUCAGCGUCGACAGUUGACUUACCAAACGCAGAUAACUGGAUUAUUUAGUCGAGUGAUCGCGGACGAGAGCGACGACGUCAGAAAAACAUGGACACGAACACAUCGAUCGUUGAGUCAGAUUGGAGCAGAGCAUGUGUGGCUCUUGAGCCCCAAACCAUUGGGAGAUAUUGCCUUGGACCUGUGUGGCUAUAGUUCCUUGCUCUGUCGUGAUGAUUUUGACGAAGCUACCCCUGGAGACGGGGCUGAUUGUACUGGUGUCGACAAAGAGGCAAUUGAAGAAUACCGCAAAUGGAGCAAUAUGACUGAUCUAUCGGAACGCCAACUUCAUUUACACUUGUCCCUACAUCGAUUGGCAGCCCUUGCAACUGGAGGCCACCUGACUACAAGGGACGGGAAUGGCGCGAUACCCGUUAUAAUGCGGUUAAUUUGUCUCCAGAGGGGGGUGGACGACUCGUAUAAUAUACACGCAAGCGUUGACGAUGAUAUACCGCCUUUUCGAAUCAUGACAGUAGAGCUCAAGUAUUCGCAACAAGCGCAGAAGGAACAUGACCUGCUAUACGGAAGUUUGGUGGCGCGACUGCACAAAGGAAAGAGGGGCGGUGGUAGCUAUUCUGGCGCAGACGGAGUUGAGAAGCAAUGCAUAGACGAGGAAGUGCUUCAGCGCCUGUGUCAUCUCGCUUUCUUUCCGAAGCUCGACCAAUUCGUUCAGAGUGUUGGCGGCUCAAAGGCUCUGCUCGCUCAAGCCAAGAAAUACGUGGAAGGAGAUGACCGCGGGUUUUCAUUCUUCCAUGUGUGUGUAUCCAAAGAUCGAGCAGCUAUGGCGCCAGAGACGCGCUUGGGCCAGGCACACUACCUGGCGCAUGAUUGUCCAAAGCUUCGUUACUUUGCCAUAAUCUUGCUUGACGAGGGUGCUUUUGAGGUUUCCGAGAUGCAUGAGCUGCCGAAGUUUUUGAUUCUUGUGAAUUGGCCCCUAGUUCAGUAUAUAGUUGAAAUGUUCAUCGACGCACUUUCGAUUGAAUAUGCCACUGUGUCACCAUCCAUGUCUCCGAGGGCAAGAAUGCACGCUGUCGAACACUUUACAAGCAAAGAUAAUCAUUGCCAGGUCCUCAUCACGACCUUCAGUUGUGGUGACUUAAGCUUUAACCUCCACCAUCACUGCUCCAGGGUCAUUGUCCUGGAACCGACGUUUGGUAUGAAGAGUUUAUUUGAAGUAAUCGGCCAGGUCCACCGUCCAGGGCAAGGCGAGAAACAGAAGAUCUUCAUUUUAUUCCAAGAUCACACAAUUUCGAGGUGGUUAGAAUACAGGAAUACCAUAUGUGCAUUGCCACAUGUGGCCUCUCAGCUUCGCGAUAUUAGAAAGACCCGAGAAAAUGGCGACAUUGCCGGAACUGGGUCAGGCGUACCCGAGAUGCCAGUUGAAGCAUGGGCAGACCAUGAGUUAAGCAAACUUCUGGGCCAACCUCGGAGUCGCUUGGGCUUUAAAAAUGUCGAAGACCUUGGCUAUGAUCCUAUUUCCUCACAGAAGAGGAAACAGGGUGGUGGGGAGAAAGACUUCACGCAACAGAAGAAGGCGCGAGGGGAAGAUUGUUGGUAA
Aspergillus wentii DTO 134E9 is the source of this 3342-nucleotide messenger RNA. RefSeq lists its product as uncharacterized. Bases 1 to 3342 code for a protein of 1113 amino acids. Gene Ontology annotation, molecular function: ATP-dependent chromatin remodeler activity; ATP binding. Lineage: Eukaryota; Fungi; Ascomycota; Eurotiomycetes; Eurotiales; Aspergillaceae. The transcript has a single exon. The record is from RefSeq and is a predicted model, not a curated record.